Diuraphis noxia (Russian wheat aphid) is the source of this 1577-nucleotide messenger RNA. RefSeq names its product palmitoyltransferase ZDHHC3. Lineage: Eukaryota; Metazoa; Arthropoda; Insecta; Hemiptera; Aphididae. Gene Ontology annotation, molecular function: palmitoyltransferase activity. The record is from RefSeq and is a predicted model, not a curated record.
GUACGCGAUAAAGAAAGAUGAUAAAGAAAGGCAUCCAAAUUUUAAAUUUUAAAUUCAUAAUAGUAAUUAUGUAGUAGAUCUUUGUCGUCAUGAUGUCGAUAUAAUUAUUGUAUUCGCAGUUGUCCCCGAUCACUUACAUCCGAAAUCUGUACGACGCGUCAUUUAUGAAGCAGUCAUCGUUUUAAUUACUAACAAUAUUUUUAACAAACAUCACCAGCAGCAUAGUCCAUAAAAGCACUACGACGACCUGAAAUGACUGUCCAAAUAUCGUCAGUCUGUGGUCUAACGUCGAUUCGUGAAUUAUGAACGACGCCUACAACCCUCUGAGUGGCACAAAAGACGACUGCAAUGGAUGACAAUGAUCAAGUGAUUUUUUAUCCRAACCARGGAGUAGAUCCGCACAACCGAUGCUGCGGUGGUUCCAUGUGGUGUAUUCAGGACAUAUGCGGUAUUAUUUGUGCGAUAUUCACGUGGCUGUUGAUACUGUAUGCUGAGUUCGUAGUGACAUUCGUCACACUAUUACCAUGUCCGUAUCCUAUUUUUCAGUGUGUCAACAUGGUGAUAUUUCAAAUCUUUGCCUUCCUUGCGAUGGCUUCUCAUCUGCGCACAAUGUUCACGGAUCCAGGUGCAGUGCCAAAAGGAAAUGCUACAAAAGAAAUGAUACAACAUUUAGGUUUACGCGAGGGUCAAGUGAUAUAUAAGUGUCCAAAAUGCUGUUGUAUUAAACCUUCAAGAGCCCAUCACUGUUCUGUUUGCCAAAGAUGUAUUAGAAAAAUGGACCAUCAUUGUCCAUGGGUCAACAAUUGUGUUGGAGAGAAAAACCAAAAGUUUUUUGUAUUAUUUACGCUUUAUAUUGCUGCUAUGUCAAUGCACGCAUUGUACUUGUGUGUCAGCCAAUUUGUUUGGUGUUUACAUUCCGAAUGGAAGCAAUGUUCUUGGUAUACACCUCCUGCAACAGUAGUUUUUUUGAUAUUUUUAGGUUUUGAAGCAUUGCUAUUUGCAAUAUUUACCAUGGUAAUGUUUGCCACUCAAUUACAAGCCAUAUGUUCUGAUGAAACGGGUAUUGAACAAUUAAAAAAGGAAGAAGCUCGGUGGAUGAAAAAAUCUAAAUGGAAGAGCUUACAAGCUGUGUUUGGCAGGGUUUCUAUUACUUGGCUGUCACCUUUUUCACGGCCAGCUCCUAAGAUUAAAGUAGAUAAUUAUCUACAGGUCUAGUGAUAUGAACAGUAUUAACAUAUUUUUAAUAUUAACUUCUCAUACCUAAUAAUAUUAAAUAAUUCUACAUUAAAAUUAAUUUAACUUAUGACUAUGCAAUGUAAGGCAAUGAUUCUUUUAUUAAGAGAGGAUCUGAUAAAUAAGUUUAAUUAUUUUAUGAACUUUAAGUGAUAUUUUAUUAUUGUUAAAUCUUUGCUAUAAUACAGUCAGUAAUCAUUUAAUUAGUCACUUUAUAAUUUAUAUACUUUUAUUUGAAUAUCUAUAUUCUGCUGCUUUUUCUUACUAUUUGUUUACUAUUAUUAUUAUUAUUAUUAUUAUUAUUAUUAUUGACGAACAAUACAUUAAUACUAAUUUUAAAUACA